AUGCCCUCCGACCCGGCGGCGGCAGCGGCGACAGAGCCAGCACCCUCUUCCAUUCUCAUCAUCGGCUCCGGCGUCUUUGGCCUGACCACAGCCUACGAGCUCGCCCAGCGCCCCCGCUACGCCUCAACAAAGAUCACAGUCCUCGACCGCUCUCCGAUCCCCGGCCCCAGCGAGGACGCCGCCUCCGUCGACUCCUCACGCAUCAUCCGCGCAGACUACGCCGACCCGGCCUACGCGACCCUCGCCGCAGAGGCUCAGACCGAAUGGCGCAAGACCUCCCACCCUUCUGACCUCGGCGCAGAGGGCCGCUACAGCCAAUCCGGCCUCUGCCUCGUCGCCGACCCCAUCGCCACGGCCUCGACCUCGUACUUUUCCUCCUCCUCCUCCUCCUCCGCCUCAGCAGCAAAGACCAACGCCGACGCCAAGCAAAAUGCCAAGAAGACGUCUCUCGAAUACGUCCGCGAAAGCUACAACAACGUCGUCUCCCUGGCAGGCAAGGACGGCGACAAGAUCAUCAAGGAGCUGCCCACGCCCACAGCCAUCAAGGACUACCUCGGCACCCCCGAGGCCCCCGGUACAUGGGGCUACAUCAACCCUCUCGCAGGCUGGGCCGACGCCGGCGCCUCAAUGUCCUACCUCGCGCGUAAAGUCGUGGCUCUCAACCGCGUCACCUUCAUCUCGGGCGUCGCGACCCGCCUAAACUACACACCCGACAAGUCGACCGUCACAGGCGCAACCCUCCAAGACGGCUCCGUCCUCUCCGCCGACCUCGUCGUCGUCGCAGCCGGCGCCUGGACCGGCGCUCUCGUAGACCUCUCCGGCCAGGCCAUCGCCACGGGCCAGGCCGUAGGCUACAUCGACAUCACCCCAACCGAGCUCGAGGUCCUCCGCAAGAUGCCCGUCACCCUCAACUUCAGCACCGGCCUCUUCAUGAUCCCCCCCUCAGGCCUACAACUCAAAGUCGCCCGCCACGCCUUCGGCUACCUCAACCCAACCGCCAUCCCCCACCCAUCGCCCCAAACCCCGUCCUCGACAACCUCAACAGUCUCCCUCCCCGCAACCCACCUCACCGACCCCAACCUCAAAUUCCCCGCCGAAGGCGUCGCCGCCCUCCGCAAAGCCGUCCGCACCAUCGUCCCCAUCCCCGCCAUCCACGACCGCCCCUUUGUCCAGACCCGCCUGUGCUGGUACACCGACACCCAAACAGGCGACUUCCUCGUCUGCCACCACCCUUCGGCGCGCAACCUCUUUGUCGCCACCGGCGGCAGCGGCCACGGCUUCAAGUUCUUGCCAGUCCUCGGUCGCGAAAUCGUAAACGUGCUCGAGGGCCGCGGCGACGAGGGAUUUACCGAAAAGUGGCGGUGGAGGGAGGUCAAGAGCAAGGCGGAUGUGACGGAUCUGUACGAGCAUAUCAUGACGGAGGACGGGAGCCGAGGCGGUAUCCCUGGUCUCUUGCUGAAGCAGGAGCAAGCUAAGUUGUAG
Messenger RNA from Colletotrichum phormii, 1482 nucleotides. RefSeq names its product FAD dependent oxidoreductase. Gene Ontology annotation, molecular function: proline dehydrogenase activity; L-pipecolate oxidase activity; sarcosine oxidase activity. Bases 1 to 1482 code for a protein of 493 amino acids. The transcript has a single exon. The record is from RefSeq and is a predicted model, not a curated record. NCBI's taxonomy places the organism in Eukaryota, Fungi, Ascomycota, Sordariomycetes, Glomerellales, Glomerellaceae.